AAGCAUUAGAUUCGAGCUUUAUCUUUGAGAAAGACUUGACUCCUGUGCCUACCGCAAAUAACAUUUGAAAAUGACGAUGAAGUUGUGCUUGCUCAUGAUUGUGACGCUCAUCAGCAUUGAAUUUGCUGCUGCUAAAGGUUAUUCUAUUGUAUGGGAAAAGAAAACUUGGUUAGACGCAUAUAACUAUUGCGAUGGAUAUAAUAUGCGAUUAGUUAGCAUUGAAUCGCGAAGGAAGUUGGAUGAGGUUGUUGAUGUAAUCCAAAGUAAUGGAUUGAAUACGAGAUAUAUUUGGACGUCUGGCACUAAUCUAGACAGUUACAAUGAAAAAUACUUUUGGGCUACAACUAACAAGGAAGUAACCUUUAAUGAAAAUUGGGCCAAUGGUCAACCAGAUAACUACGGUGGACAACAAAAUUGCAUGAUUUUGGAUCGCUAUCGUAACUAUCAAUUUGAUGAUGCCAAUUGCUACAUCAACAAAUUCAAUUUCAUUUGUGAAGAAAAGUACUAGGCAUUGGCAAACAUCUAUUACGAUCUUAAUUCCAUAUUACUACUCUCAACUUACGACUAUGCAUUGUUCUGUUUCCGAGAUAAAAGUAAAUAAAUAAGGAAUUAAAAGAAUUAAA
Messenger RNA from Contarinia nasturtii (swede midge), 623 nucleotides. RefSeq names its product C-type lectin 37Da-like. Bases 71 to 508 code for a protein of 145 amino acids. The transcript has 5 exons. The record is from RefSeq and is a predicted model, not a curated record. Lineage: Eukaryota; Metazoa; Arthropoda; Insecta; Diptera; Cecidomyiidae.